AAAAUAAAUUGAGGUGCAGGAAAAGUAAUAAUUCCCACCUCCGAAAGAAAAGGAGGGAAUAAUCGGUACGCCGAACCCCCUCUCCUCUCUCCCUAGCGCUCUCAGAUCCUCAGUUCCUCGAUCAGAUCCCACCAAACCCUACACUCCUCCACGAAUUCGCGAUCUCAGGAGCUCCAAAUCGAGCUCCGAUUCACCUGCUGUAGCCCUAAUUCGGCGAUCUAGGGUUUGGAUCUGGCGGAGAUGGAGGUGGCUGCGAAGCUGCGGCGCGGGAUCUCGCGCCAGUUCUCCAUGGGGUCGUCGGCGAUACGCCGCGACGGCGGCGGCGGCGGCCUUUUAGGGUUCCGGCGGCAGGCGUCGGCGCGGUUCGCCUUCGGGCGGCAGGCGUCGGCGCGGUUCGCCUUCGGGCGGCAGUCGUCGCUCGACCCGAACCGGCGGAGCCCCGUGAGGGAGGCGGCGGAGCUGGCGGUGCCGGAGAACCUGGACGCCACCAUGCAGCUGCUCUUCUUGGCCUGCCGCGGCGACACGAAGGGGGUCGAGGACCUCCUGAAGGACGGAGUCGAUGUGAACAGCAUCGAUUUGGAUGGUCGCACCGCGCUGCACAUCGCGGCGUGCGAGGGGCACGCGGACGUCGUUAGGCUUUUGCUCAGUUACAGGGCCAACAUCGAUGCCAGGGAUCGCUGGGGGAGCACGGCGGCUGCAGAUGCUAAGUAUUAUGGCCAUGUUGAAGUAUACAAUCUCUUAAGAUCUAGAGGAGCCAAGGCUCCGAAAACCAGAAAGACUCCAAUGACUGUCUCGAAUCCUCGAGAUGUUCCAGAAUACGAGCUGAACCCGCUAGAGCUUGAGUUCCGGAGAGGCGAAGAACUCUCAAAGGGCAUGUAUCAAGUGGCUAAAUGGAAUGGAACAAAGGUUUCUGUGAAGAUUCUUGACAAGGAAGCCUAUUCGGAUCCAGAUAGCAUAAAUGCCUUCAAAAAUGAGCUCACUCUAUUGGAGAAGGUUCGACACCCUAAUGUGGUCCAGUUUGUGGGAGCUGUUACACAAAAUAUACCUAUGAUGAUUGUCUCGGAGUACCUUCAAAAUGGUGAUUUAGGAAGUUAUCUUCAAAGGAAAGGGCGCAUAGACACCUAUAAAGCUCUGAAAUUCGCCCUUGAUAUUGCCAGGGGCAUGAAUUAUCUUCAUGAAUGCAAACCAGAUCCAAUCAUCCACUGUAAUUUAAAGCCAAAAAAUAUUUUUCGGGAUGAUGGUGGUGGCCGUUUGAAGGUAGCGGGCUUUGGGUUGAUUAGUAUACAGAAAAUGUCCACAGACAAAUUUAAAUCAGCACAUCCAAUCACACCUGAUGACAGUGUAUAUGUGGCACCUGAGAUUUACAAGAAUGAAAUAUUUGACAGAGGUGUCGAUUCAUUCUCAUUUGGUCUCAUUCUCUAUGAGAUGAUUGAAGGCACACCUCCUUUCCACCCCAAGUCUCCAGAAGACGCCGCUAAGAUGAUCUGCUUGGAAGGAUUGAGACCACAGUUGAAGAACAAAUCUAAAAGCUAUUUUCCUGAAUUAAAGGAAUUGAUAGAGGAGUGUUGGAAUCCACAGCCUGAAGUGAGGCCAACAUUUGCAGAGAUAAUUAUCCGUCUGAAGAAAAUACAUGCCAAUUCUUCUAAACAGAGUCGGUGGAGGGACAAUUUUAAACUCCCAUGGAAAUAGAGCAGAGGAAGGUUGGUGCUCGGUUGAUUCUCCCCAGAUUGUUGUGCCAUUAGUAGCAAAAUAAUUUUCUGCGAAUAAUAAGGUGCUCUGCAAUGAAUAGACAGAUUUUCAUGCGAAGGAGCUGAAAGAGUUCCGUUGUUGUAUGAAUUGUAAUUAAUUCAUGUAUCCCUAUUAGGUACUUUUCUUUUUAUCGAUGCUACUAUCAAACAUUUGCUAUCUCAAAAGACAAUAACUCGUCUUUCACUCUUCGAGUUUUUCAUCA
Messenger RNA from Ananas comosus (pineapple), 1951 nucleotides. Its product is annotated as serine/threonine-protein kinase STY17-like. Lineage: Eukaryota; Viridiplantae; Streptophyta; Magnoliopsida; Poales; Bromeliaceae. The transcript is spliced from 12 exons. Gene Ontology annotation, biological process: protein phosphorylation. Bases 241 to 1689 code for a protein of 482 amino acids. The record is from RefSeq and is a predicted model, not a curated record. Gene Ontology annotation, molecular function: ATP binding; protein binding; protein kinase activity.